UUUUUGGCAUCAAAUUGUGUAAAUCUAGCGAGAAUGGUCUUAUCUUAUCACCGAGGGAGAAUAUUCUCCUGACAGUCUAAAGAGUUCAUCAACCCAAGUUGUCAGUAUGGAUAUGCACCAUUGGUUGUUAAUUUCAGUUUUAACGAUUUGGGUUUGUUUCAUAUCCGCUACGUUUGUCAACAUUCAUGGUGACCCUAGUUUCGCAGCGGCUUUGAUCUUCCAAUAUGAUCAACACAAGGGCAUAGCGGCCACCAGAAGCAAUUACCAAAGAAAGCCUAAUGACACGUGCCAUGUCUUCAAGCUGACAGACCAGCAGAGACACGAUAUCCACACUAUCUCUGGUCAGUUCAGAGUAGAGAUCAUGAUGUAUGAAGCAAUUAGAACGGAGCACGGGGAAAGAAUGACAGCAACCGAACUGAACGCUACAAGCAAUCAAUUAUGGAGAUUUUGUCAAAAGAACCUGAACUUUAUGAAAUAUAACUUCUAUAUAUAAAAAAGUCA
Molecule: messenger RNA, 501 nt
Organism: Magallana angulata
Lineage: Eukaryota; Metazoa; Mollusca; Bivalvia; Ostreida; Ostreidae
Exons: 4
Coding region: 107-493 (128 amino acids)
Source: RefSeq, a predicted model, not a curated record